UCUCUGUACAGAGCAGGCUAAAGGAGGCAACUGAAGACAAGAGUGCCAUUGCCUAGCCGGGCGUUUAUCUCGACACCUCGCUGGAUUUGUGGUGUUAUGUACAGUGAUUGUAUCUGAAUCGUCUGGUUGUAAGCUUGUGCGUUCGGGAGUUAGCGUUUACCAGUUACACUAUUAAAAUAAAUUCCUCAUUAAGUUUGGUAUUUUGUUCAGUCUGAAGAAUCGGAGCCCAACGAAAGACAACUGCAAUUGUCAUUCGCUAUUUAUGUUUGUUUUGUUUGAUAGAACCGAAACAAAAACUCCCAAAAGGGAUGCUUUAAAACUUAGGUUUAUUGUUUUCCUACUUAAAGGGAAGUUUAUCUGAAACAAGCUGAGAAUCAGCAGACACACUUGGGUUUCGGAGAUGCACUGGUGUAGCGGAAUGGAUUGAAGUCGCGUCUUUGGAUUUCUUUGCGCGUGCGAGUGUUACAUUCUUUCAGAGGAAGAUUUUAUUCCGAAUCUAAAAGGAUAACGAAGGUAACCAUGGAGGAAGAAGGGCAACAGGACAACGGCGUUCAAAACUCCAAGGAUUCCGAUCGCCAGCUCCGUUUGAGACUCUGCGUUUUAAACGAAAUCUUGAACACCGAGAGGGAUUACGUACGGACACUGCUUUUCCUACAGUCGGCCUUCCUGCACAGGAUCCAGCAGACCGCCGACGACCAGCAGUGCCUCUCCCCCGAAAACGUGAAGAUCCUGUUCUCCAACAUCGAGGACAUCCUCCAUGUUCACCAAGAGGUGCUGGCAGCCCUGGAGUCCAGCCUGCAGCCCGAGCCUCAGCCCCAGCAUGCCCUGGGCCAUGUCUUCCUCCAGUUUAAAAGCAGAUUCUCCGUGUACGGGGAGUACUGCAGCAACCACGAAAAGGCGCUCAGACUACUGAUGGAGCUCAACAAGAACCCCAACGUCAGGACCUUCCUGUUGCACUGUAUGCUUCUGGGAGGUAAGAAGACGUCAGAUAUUCCAUUGGAGGGGUACCUGCUGGCGCCCAUUCAGAGAAUCUGCAAAUAUCCCCUCCUGCUGAAGGAGCUACUGAAGAGGACGCCGAAGAAGCACGCGGACUACCCGGCGGUGGAGGAGGCCCUGCAGGCCAUGAAGGCGGUCUGCUCCAACAUCAACGAGACCAAGAGGCAGAUGGAGAAGCUGGAGGCGCUGGAGCAGCUCCAGUCGCACAUCGAGGGCUGGGAGGGAACCAACCUCACAGACAUUUGUACAGAGCUGCUCCUCCAUGGUAAUUUGCUGAAGAUCUCAGCUGGGAACAUUCAGGAGAGAGUCUUCUUCCUGUUUGACAACCUGCUGGUGUACUGCAAGCGCAAAACCAGGGUUUCGGGGAAAAAGUCCACCAAGAGGACCAAGUCGAUCAACGGGCCACAGUACGUGUUCAGAGGCCGAAUUAACACAGAGGUGAUGGAGGUGGAGAACGUGGAGGACGGAACAGCUGAUUACCACAGCAAUAACUACACGGUGACCAACGGCUGGAAAAUCCACAACACGGCCAAGAACAAGUGGUUCGUGUGCAUGGCGAGGAACGCCGACGACAAGCAGAAGUGGCUGGACGCCAUCCUGAAGGAGAGGGAGCAGAGAGAGAGCCUGAAGCUGGGCAUGGAGCGGGACGCCUACGUGAUGAUCGCGGAGAAAGGGGAGAAGCUCUACCACAUGAUGAUGAGCAAGAGCCGUCACAUGAUCAAGGACCGACGCAGGAAGCUCAGCAUCGUGCCCAAGUGCUUCCUGGGAAAGGAGUUUGUGUCCUGGUUGAUUGAGAGUGGUGAGAUCAGUAAGCCAGACGAGGGAGUGAACCUGGGCCAGGCCCUGCUGGAAAACGGCAUCAUCCAUCAUGUGUCCGACAAGCACCAGUUCAAGAACGAGCAGGUGCUGUACCGGUUCAGGUAUGACGACGGAACUUACAAGGCGCGUAGUGAGAUGGAGGACAUCAUGUCUAAGGGUGUCAGGCUGUACUGUCGCCUCCACAGCCUCUUCACUCCCGUUAUCAAAGACAGAGACUACCAUCUGAAAACAUUCAAGUCCGUGUUUCCAGCCAGCAAACUGGUGGACUGGUUAAUUUCUCAGGGCGACUGUUCCACCCGUGAGGAUGCCGUGACGCUGGGCGUGGAACUGUGCAACAGCGGCUUCAUGCACCACGUGCUGGAGAAGAGCGAAUUCCGAGACGAGUCGCAGUUCUUCCGCUUCUACGCGGACGAGGAGACGGAGGGCACCGGCUCGAAGAACAAGCAGCUGCGGAACGACUUCAAGCUCAUCGAGAACAUCGUGGCCAAGUCCCUGCUGAUCCACCCGCAGGAGGAAGACUACGGCUUCGAGGUCGAGGAGAAGAACAAGGCCAUUGUGGUGAAGAGCGUCCGGCGGGGUUCCCACGCAGAGAUGGCUGGCUUGCAGACGGGAAGGAAAAUCUACAGCAUUAAUGAGGACCUGGUGUUUCUCCGGCCGUUCUCUGAGGUGGAGACCAUGAUUGGCCAGUCCUUCUCCGUCCGCCGGUCCCUGAGGCUGCUGGUGGCGACCAAGGCCAAGGAGAUUGUGAGGAUACCAGACUGUCCGGACUCUCUUCCCUUCAGAAUCCAUGGCUCCGCCCCUCCCUACGUGUACGCUGUGAGAAAAGGGUCCAACGCUGUGUCCGCUGGUCUCCAGCCCGGACAUUGCGUUCUCAAAGUCAACGGCAACAGCGUCAACGCCGACGGCUACCUCGAGGUCCUGGACCACUUCUCAGCUCACCACAGCGGUCAGCAGCCUCAGGAGCAGGGACCCUCCCAGUGGGUGUACAGGACCUUCGAGGACGCAGAAGAGGAGAGAGCCCCGAAGCCCGGCGUCUCGGAGACGGGCUCGGAAACCGAGGAGGAAGUCGACAUCGCAAACGGAAGAGAUCCAGUGAACGGACUGCGGCAGUUAACCAUCUCGGACAGCGAUGGCCCCCUGGUCAGCCUGACGGUGGAUAACGUGCACCUGGAGCACGGCGUGGUGUACGAGUACGUCAACAUGGCGGGGGUGAAGAGCAACGUGCUGGAGAAAAUGGUGGAGCCCAAGGGAUGCUUUAGCCUCACAGCCAAGAUCUUGGAGGCGUUCGCGGCGGACGACAGCCAUUUUGUGAGGAACUGCAGUCAGCUGAUCUCCCAGAGCGACCGCGUGGUCUCCAUGCCGCAGUACGAGUUCCGGAACAUCUGCGACACCAAGCUGGAGAGCAUCCACAGACGCAUCUCCAGCUACCAGAAGUUCGCUCAGGAGCUGAGGGGUAAAGCCUGGCCCACCCUUAAGCAGGCCGCGGGUACGGCCCACCCCCUGGGCUGCAUGGACUUCGUCCCCACCAACUGCCACGUCAACCUGAUGCAGGUGUCCUGCCCCAAGAGCACCACCUCGGCCGGCCGCACCUUCAGCAUCCGCUUCGGCCGCAAGAGCUCCUUCUUCGGCCUGGACCCCGACCAAGUAAACCUGAACCCCAUGUGCCACACGCAACACUGCAUAACCAGCAUGGCCGCCCCGUCCUGGACCUGCAAGGCCCUGGGGGACGAGGACGAGGACGGAGACGAGACGGCAGAAGGGGGAGGAGUCCCGCCGGACGGAAGGACGGGACCGAAUGGAGGGGGCGGGCUCAGCUUCCUGCUGAAGCAGGAAGACACGGAGGCCCAGGACGCCUACAUCCACCUCUUCAACCGCAUGGACGUCGCCGUGCGAGAGAUGAAGCAAUACGUAGCCCAGAUAAACGUUCUUCUGUCCUCCAUCACGGAGCCCACCCAGCCCGACGGCUGCGACCUCCCCGCCCCCGAGGAAGCCCCGCCCAUCGCGCUGGUGCCCGAGGAGGCGGACCUGGACAAGGUGGAGUCCUGCGGGAUCAAGAGGGUCUGCUUCAAGGUGACCGAGGACGACCAGGAGGACUCGGGACACGACACCAUGAGCUACAGGGACUCCUACAGCGAGUGCAACAGCAACCGGGAUUCGGUCCUGUCCUACACCAGCGUGCGGAGCAACAGCUCCUACCUGGGCAGCGACGAGAUGGGUUCAGGAGAUGAGCUGCCCUGCGACAUGAGGAUCUCAUUCGACAAACAGGACAAGCUGCACGGCUGCCUGGAGCACCUCUUUAACCAGGUUGAUUCCAUUAACAGUUUGCUCAAAGGCCCCGUCAUGACAAAAGCCAGCGAGGAAACCAGGCACUUUCCAAUGGACUGCAGUCAACCAGAACUUCGGAACACGGACGACUGGACGGCGCGCUGUCGCUACGUGAUCAACAAGAACAUCCAGGAGGACCCCUGGAACCUGCCCAUUUCCAUCGACACCCUGGUGGAGAACCUGCAGAGAUUUGUGGAAGAUGGGAAGAACCAGCUUCUGCUUGCUUUGUUGAAGUGCACAGAUACGCAUCUGCAGCUGAGACGGGACGUGAUCUUCUGCCAGAGCGCGGUGGGGGCGCUCAGCACCCUGUCCGAGCAGCUGCUGGCCGCCCUCAACCUCCGCUACAACAACAACGGCGAGUACGAGGAGGACAGCAAGGAGGUCAGCAGGAAGUGGCUGGAGCAGAUCGCCGCCAUCGGAGUCCUCUUCAACUUCCACUCCGCGCUGUCGCCGCACGUGAAAGAGGAGAGGACGAUGCUGGAGGACACCAAGGCGGCGCUGCUGGACCUGGACAAAGUGACCGUUUGCUUCCGCCCGCUGGAGGACGAGUGCCUGGUGGCGAACACGUCGGUGUGCUACCAGGUGGAGGGCAGCAGGCAGGGCCUGCGCGUGACGCUGCUCCUGGACAGCUGUCACUUCUCCGAGCUGCCCUCCCGGCUGCAGAACGGCGGGAGCCUCAAGCUGCACACCGUGCUUUUCACCAGAGGGCUGGAGAGGCCAGAGGGCGUGUCCCCACAGGACUGCGUCUCCAUGGACGAGUUUCAGCAGCGCACCAACGCCGUCUCCCUGGAGAAGGUCAAGGCCUAUUACAGGAGGCUCAGGGCUUUCUACCUGGAGAAAUCCAAUUUACCGUCAGACUCCAACACCACGGCCGUGAAGAUCGACCAGCUCUUGCGGCCGCUCAACGCCCUGGACGACCUGUGCCGGCUCAUGCAGUCCUACGUCAACGUGAAACCGGGCGUGUCGGGCGGCGCGGGCAGCCACCCGUCGGGCGUGAGCGUCCUGCCCGUCUCCGCCGAGCUCUGCAACCGGCUGGGCGCCUGCCACAUCGCCAUGUGCGCCACCGGCAUGCAGAGGUGCACUCUGGGCGUGUCCCUGGAGCAGGCGGCCAUAUUGGCCAGGAACCAUGGACUCCCGCCUCGGUGCACCAUGCAGGCCAUGGACCUCAUGCGCAAACAGGGCACCAGGGUUGAAAUCUCUGCCAAAAACCUCAAAGUAAUGGAUCAGAUGCCCUUGUGCGCACCAAGACUGUUCAAGCUAUGCUUGCCACCCACCGACGGAGAUCUGUGAGGAGGGGCGUUUUAAGGACGUACUGUGUUUUAGUUCACUUCCACGGUCGGGUUCGGAUAUGAGGGGUGAGAGAGGGUUUCGGUAGCGGAAGAACGGAAGGGAUGCAACGCUCUCUCUCAAUAAACCGGCCUUUCACGAAAUAGGGAUGCGUCGACGCCGCCUCGCGUCUCGACGCGUUCCGAUCACCCGGGGGACUCAUCGAGAGACAUUCCGGAUUGUUCUGGGAAAUGCCUCCCCACCCCCUACCCCAGCGCUUGCUUUGGACUUUGACUUUUCGGGCCGGAAACCCCCUUCUGUGAAAACGCGGAGGGGGCGUCACCAUCGCUGGCUAUGCGGGCUCAGUUGGAGCAUGCUCAGUGGAUUCAAGGACCACCUGGAGCGAGCAGAGCACAUUUACAGUUUACGCUUGCCCUGUAGCUGACUGUAAAAAAAAAAUAUAUAUAUAUAUAUAUGAUCAGUGUUAUUAAUUUGCCUUGGACUGCAAAUAUCACAUGUCACGGUCACUUUUACAUCGUAUUAAGUCUCAUUAAGUGUUUUUCUGUUGUGUUGGACACGUGGUAGCUGAGAUGGGCGUGGCUGGGCGCAAGAGGCGGGGCUAAAUCCCAGGAGUCCUCCCUCUAGUCCCGGUCCAGGUCGUACAGGAGCGUCGCGCGACAGCUUCGGGUUUGCCGGGGCACCACUGUACCGAAGGGAGAGCACGUCAGCGCUGAUAACUUUUAAAAUCUUUUUUAUUGUCUACAUCAAAAUAUACGGGAUGGCUAAUUAUAUCCCUCAGUUAAUAUCAGGUAUUUUUAAAAACUGAAAAACUAGAAGCAUUCCAGGGCCGAAUAUCACAUAGCCUAUAAAAUAGCCUAUUUAAAGGACCAGCAGAAUUUUGCCUCCGCAUUUAUUUUUAAACAUUUUCCGUUGUUCCGGUUUCAUUAACCAGUGUUAAUGGAGGCAGAGGAUGUGGAAUUGUUCUCUAACUGUUGAUCAUGUAUGUUAGCUAACUAGUGUUAUUGCUUCUGCCAGUCUGCAGGUUGUACACAAUUAAGUAGCCUAGUGGAAUGCUCAUUGGAGCACGUAGCAUUCUGAAAUCUCGCAUAGCACGUUGCUGUUUUAAAGAUAAUAUAAUACGGUGGUUUUUCUUAACCAUAUGAAGGUGUAAAAAGUUCUAAAAUGGCAGCAAGGAAGAAUAAUGUCUGUUAUUGUCGGCAUAUAGGCCUACUGUAAAUUACAGGAAAUAUAUGAGCAAAGGGAUAACCGAGGUACAGAAUAAUGUUUUAAGAAUUAUGUUGUAAUUUUCUUAUUUUCUUGUACAUAUUUACAUAACAAUAUUUUAUUUUCGCGAGGACCAACAUAUAUUAGGUAUAGCUGUUUGAAGCAGAGAGAUGCUUAUAAUAAAUGAAAACCAUUGAGAGCACAAAACAUGACAUGUAAAACAUUUUAAUACUUCGUAAUGAUGCUGUACGAUCUGAUCAGAGGCGUCUGACGAGUCAACCACGCGCGAACCGCGUUUCGGUCCGUGUCGUUUCCAGACGCUGACCUCGCGAUCUCGGGGCCGACGGACGUAGUUCUCCGCAUGCUGCCUCGUCAAACAAGCUUAAAAUUCUGUUAUUUAUUGGAGGGGGAAACAGUGUUGCCAGUAUUGUUUAAACCGGGUGGAAAUUCUGCCUUUACCUCACUGCCUCUAUACAGACACCACCCACUGUUAUUACUGGGUUUCUGACAUUAAUGAUCAUUAGGGAAAGUAUUGGGAUCUUGCUAUGGCAGGAUACUAGUGGCUCGUGACCACUGUUGACUCGACAUUUUCCUGAUAGGUCUUAUAGAUUAUUGGUGUUGGAGUUCUACUAGAUCACUGAGGCUGUUGUUAACCUGACGUUGAAUUACUUGACUGACUAAUGGGAAAAUGGAAGUUUGCUACAUCUUUCCAUGUGGACCCUCAAUGUAAACCGGGACUCAAUUAAACUCUGUUCAGCUAAUUUCAUGUCAUUGGUUUUUUAGAGUCCUACUGUGCCCAAGGUGCAUUUUAACUGCAGUACACUUCUGGUUGUAAUAGAAUUAUGAGGCUUGGAUAAACUGCUUUUUCUUUCAUUUUAGAGGUGGAGAGGGAAGGUAAACCGAACUGGUCCGUCUUCAUAUCGAGACGGUAUUUCCAACACGAAUAUUAGUGCUGCCAUUUCUGUGACUUAAAAAAAAGGCUUUACAUUUGAGUGUUAUAAUCCAAUAAACUGCUGAAGAAUUUCUGUAAUCCAUAGGCUAAUUCUGUAGUCCUUCUCAGGUCAGGCCAAUAUAAGAAAAUGCUGGUUACUUUUUACCCUUGAAAUAUUUCAUUUUUACAUAUAUUAAUGCAGUUAAAUGUUUUUCCAGAAAUAUAUAUAUAUGCAGUGAAUAUUUUCCAAAUAUUCACUGAAAUUGAAUUACUUUUUUCAUGAACUGUGUGAAAGGGUUCUAUGCAAGUGCUCUUAAUCUUCACUUCACACAAAUUUUUAUUUUAUUAUCUAAUGUUUUAAUUAUUUAUCAAAAUAGUGUUCCUUACAAAGAGCGUAACAGUUCUGGUGUAACAGUGCUGAACAGUCUUUUCUGCAUCUUGGGGGUCAUUGAGUUUGUGUUCAUGUUUUUUCCUAGGACUCAUUUUCACAUAUAUCAGACACAUUUUCAGAUGUGUUUGUCUCUGAAAAUAUGCUGGUUUGAUCUUAUGUGAAAACUGUAUUCUUCUGUAAGCUGCUGAUUAGUAAAAUGGCAGCAGCCUUCAUGUCCAAGUGCAAUAGAGUCACAGCUCUUUGGCACAGGCACAGAUCGGGAGAACUUGAUUUUUAAAAAAGUAUUUCUGAAGGUACCGCGAUUAAGGUCGAAUUGGACCGUUUUUAAAAGUUGUCAUGCAAGUCAAAUGUGUUUACCGCAGGUCCCGAUUCUGACCGCUCUGCACAUUGUGCUUGUCACUGAACAGCAGCUUUAUUUUCACGUGCAGUGCAUUGCACUUUGGUGGCCAGUGAAACAACUUUUAAGUGUUUAUGAAGAAGCAAAUCGUCGCGCUCGCCCACGGUCCAAGGACAAAUCGUCUGUGGCAUUUCUUUUCUCGUUGACGUUUGUGCCCCCAUUAUACGAAACAUUGGCGCAGUUCAUUUUGUUUUUGACAGCCAUAUUUUUUCCUUGCUCUGCCCGGUAUGUUCCACUGCAGAACAAGCUGUGCAUAAACUUGGAGGAGACUUGCAGGGCAAGGCUGUCAGGGGAACUCAUGGGAUAUUAAUAAGAAAAGUUAGUUCCUUCCAGCAGUUUCUGGGAAUUGUGAAUUUGCGGAACUGCUGUUCGAUGAAGGCAGUCUUAUAACUUUAUUCUUUAUUUUAGUUUUUUGACAAAAGAAUUAGUCAAUUGAAUUGUGAAUUUGUUCUUGAGAAGUAAAGACCUAUGGACAAUCAAACAUUUUAGAACUUUGUGCUGAGGAGUGAAGAUACAGGGUGCUUCUUCCCUUUGUGUUUCAAGGGGGAAUCUUUUUAAAGGUGCACACGCGGAAGGUCUUGGGGUGCAUUCAAACUGCCUAUUUAGGUGCCUCCUUGCUUCCUUCCCUUGCCUCAUUUCCUAGUAUGGAAGAAAAAUAUGUGAAAUUUACAUCUGAAAUCAUGAGUUGGCCAUGUGGGUGCAUUCCAAUCACUUAUUGUAUUCGUCCUUCGUCUCCAAGGUCCUUGACUGACCUGGAAAUUCAUUGAGGUGUGCCAUCAUAAGGACAUUCCAACCCGCUAAGAGCCAGGAUGCUCCUGAAGAAUUAUUGAGCAAGGAAACACGAGUGCAUCCUUUGCGGAAGUAUUUUUUCGGAAUGUGUGACAUAGCUAUCGACCUGUGGAUCCACCUCUCCCCAUCUGCCACAUCUGUAAUUGACGUGGCUUCAGUCCAAUGCUUGAAGGAUUAAGGAUGUUCCAAUUGCCUUAUAAACGUCCGUCCCUGUGUCCUUUCCUUGCUUCCUUUCCUUGCGUCCCUCGAUGAGUGGAGCUAGGAGCAAGGAAAGGAAGCAAGGAAAUAAAAUAGGCGAAUGGAAUGAGUCCACGUUGACAACGCGUGAUUCCAAACAUCAAUUUCACAUAUUUUUUUACUUGUUUUGCCUUUCAUACUAGGAAAGGAGACAAGGAAAGGAAGCAAGGAGGUACCUAAACAAGCGGUUGGAAUGCACCCAUAGGCUGUAUUUGCUCAUUUCCUUUGUCACAGAUUGUUGUUCUUUUUUUUCUUAAUGGCACUUAUUUAAAAGGGGGAUUUCACCAAAAAAAUCUAUAUUUCAUGAUAAAUUGAUUUUGUCCGCUGACCGUUUUGUUUAAAAAAUCUUUGUUGCAACAUACAAAUCUUUGAGACAUCUGUCUCUGGUCCUGGAAAAUUCUGCCUGAGUGCACAGCUGAGUCUAAUUUAAAAAAACUUCUGACCAUUAAGGGGGGGUCAAUAAAAUAGAGUGAGAGAUAGAAUGGCCCUCUUAGGUCUCGCUGUGUGGCCGGGGGUUCGAUCCCAUGCCGUUCUAUUUCUAUAUCUAGAGGUCCCUUCUCUGUCUGUUACCAUCUCUGCUUUCUACCUGCCGGAAUAAAGCAAAAAAAAAAAAAAAAAAACACACACAAGGGAGAUUGACUGUCCUGCUCUCCUUUAAAAUAAAUAUAUAAGAUUAACCCCCAAUGGUGCAGUGACCCUGACCGUAUCAGUGCUCAUUGGUAAUAGUGCUGGCUAGUGAGGCAGUGUUUCGGUUGAUGGAGUUUCCCCCAGUGCAUUGCUCAAUAGCGACCCCCAUGGUCAGUUGGGAGCCUGAAAUACGGCUGAAGUAUCAUUAGCGAUACAGUUAGAAAUAGCUGUUUGCACUCAUAGUCAGUCAGCCCACUCAUUAUGGCAAUGAAAGAGAUGUACAUUUACAAAAUUGCGUUCCUACAUUAAGGGAGAAAUUUCUUUGCCGUUCCAAAAAAAUUGGGAGAGGUUUCCAGUUUUUCCUUCAACCGACGACCUAGUCAGGUUCAUACAGCCUACAGAAUGGCUACUCCUGGUCAGUGAAUGUAGCCUAUGAUACCACUUUCUCAUUUGGGAGCACAUUUUGAUCAGUUAAUAUUAUGUCUUUGCGUUUUCAGCAGUUCAUCAAAUUACUCAUUUUUUGUUUUUCUGCAGCAAUUUUAUUAAUUUAUUUUUUUCAAAAUGGGGUCCCCAAAUUGAUUUAAGUGAUCAUUUGAGCAGUAUUGUUACUAAAAGUAUUUUAUUUAAUUUACUAUCUUUUAUUUGAACCAAGAAAGAAUAUUUCUAAACCCAGAGAGAGUAUUUGCUGUGCUUGGAUACAUGUUAUGUGUAAUACUUAACUUGUAAUUGUUUUCUAAAUAUUCACUGUUGUACAUAAUUUGAUUUGAUUUUAGUUUGUGUGCCCUAAAAACAUUGUACAGAAAAAGAUUUAAUUUUUUCCAGAUUAUUAUUAACCUCUAUUUGCUAGUUAAUAAAACAUCUACAAAUUA
Molecule: messenger RNA, 10871 nt
Organism: Anguilla anguilla (European eel)
Lineage: Eukaryota; Metazoa; Chordata; Actinopteri; Anguilliformes; Anguillidae
Product: phosphatidylinositol 3,4,5-trisphosphate-dependent Rac exchanger 1 protein-like
Exons: 40
Coding region: 520-5430 (1636 amino acids)
Biological process (GO): intracellular signal transduction
Molecular function (GO): protein binding; guanyl-nucleotide exchange factor activity
Source: RefSeq, a predicted model, not a curated record